Carcharodon carcharias (great white shark) is the source of this 1966-nucleotide messenger RNA. It is a transcript of the gene otop1, whose product is annotated as otopetrin 1. The transcript is spliced from 7 exons. The record is from RefSeq and is a predicted model, not a curated record. Gene Ontology annotation, molecular function: proton channel activity. The coding region runs from base 1 to 1866 and encodes 621 amino acids. NCBI's taxonomy places the organism in Eukaryota, Metazoa, Chordata, Chondrichthyes, Lamniformes, Lamnidae. Gene Ontology annotation, biological process: proton transmembrane transport; inner ear morphogenesis. Gene Ontology annotation, cellular component: membrane.
AUGGAUGAGAGAUGCAAAUUAGAGGUUCUUUGUCACAGGAAGCGGCGCAGCAGCCAGUGCCCUGCAGUGGGAGAUCAGAACUCCGGCAGGUACUCUCGGUCAUCAGCAGAGAACACCCGGCUGAAAUAUACCGCCACGCUGAGCGCUCAGUACGGCAUCAAUGUGUUUGUGCUGGGCUUGGUGUUGACGGUGGCAGGGACAUUUCAGAAAGCCGGAGUGGCACAAGAACACAUCUUAGCCUACCUCAGCACCCUCAUGGCGAUGCAACUGGCAUGGAUGCUCUGGUACUUCUUAAGAAGGCACGGAAAGAGAGGGUUGGUCACCGAAAAAGAUGACCACGCCGGACCAAGGUGGCUGAGAGGUGGGUUAACCUUGUUUGCCAUCUUGAGUUUAGUUCUGGAUAUGUUUAAAAUUGGAUACUACAUUGGAUAUUCAAGUUGCCUCUCAGCCGCCAAAGGUGUCUUUCCUGCCGUCCAUGCAGUGCACACACUUUCCCAGGUGUAUUUCCUUUGGUUUCAUGCAAAGGAUGUCAUUCGAACUUUUCAAAUCAUAGAAAGAUUUGGAAUGAUUCAUUCUGUCUUUACAAACCUGUUGUUGUGGGUGAAUGGUGUAAUUGCAGAAUCAAAACACCAGCUAAGUGACCACAAAAAGCGACUGGCUGUGCUUGGCUUUGCCAACUUAACCAUGGAAAAGGUUGGACCAAAUUGCAGUUGUACUAUAAAUGCAUGCGCGGCUUUCUAUAAAGGCUUCUAUUACAUGUACCCUUUCAACAUUGAAUAUCACGUAUUUGCAUCUGCCAUGCUCUACAUCAUGUGGAAGAAUGUCGGGCGCAAGAUGGAACACCACAAACCUCAAAAACUCAUGUUUAAAACACGCUACAACAUACUGCCAGGGCCAGUGCUGGGAGCAGCUGUAUUCGCAACCACAAUAGGAAUUCUUGUGGUGUACAGUAUACAGGUGGGGCAUUCAAAGGAUCAUCGACAGUCUGCUGUAAAGAUGUUUUACUUGUACAGUAUUACAGUACUUAGCUUAAUGUCUGCAGCAUCUACAACCGGCCUAGCUAUUUACAGAAUAGACAAAAUAUCGAUGGAUUAUUCCAAAAACCCGUCGCGAAAGCUGGACGGCUGCCUUCUGGUCAGUACCGCGUGUGCCACCUGGCUGCUGUCCUGGUGCUCUGUGCUGGCGGCGAUUUCUGCAGAGGCCCCCCUAUACUACACAUGGCUCAGUUUACCGGUUUCCACAUUGGUCAUCAUUGAGAAAUCCGCCCAAAACGUGUUUAUCAUCGAAUCCCUCCACCGUAAGCGGGAUAACGGUGAAGAGGAAAUCGGAAAGAUCAAGGCGACCUCGGCCGUUUCGGCUUCCGGCAACCUUCCCGUGGCAGCCUCAUAUUGUGGCAUUGUGAACAAAGCCCUGAAGAACGUGGAGCGGGAGGUGUGCUGCGCGGCUGCAGCUUGCAUCCCUCACUCUCCAGGCGGCGGCAGCGGCAGCGGCGGUGUGUGCUGUGAGCAGCUGACUCUACCCCAAGCUGCUGCUUCCUCUCCUCCGUCCAGUCUCAGACAGGCGGGAAAACUGGACAGAAAGAGAAUAAUACUGAAGAACAUCACCGCGUUUCUGUUCCUGUGCAAUAUUUCGUUUUGGAUACUUCCAGCUUUUGGAGCUUGGCCCCAGUUUGACAAUGGUUUAGAAGAAAAUGUUUAUGGCUUUGAAACAUGGAUUCUAAUAGUAAACCUUGCAAUGCCUUUUGCUAUUUUCUACCGCAUGCAUGCAUCUGCAUCACUUUUUGAGUUCUGGUUAUUUUUCAUGCUGUCAUAUUCAGCGAUUACAACCGCUUCAGCUGAUUCCAUACCACCAUGCGUCCUGCAGUAAAGAUAGCAACAACGUGGUUUUCCCGGAAAGAUUAAUGGCCCAAUGGAGAGUGACACCAAUUAUGGUCUCAAAUUAAGACAUGAUGGGAGUUGGAGAUAUU